AGCAUGACAGAGUUUUGGAAGGAGCACUCCAAGGUCACCACAGUGGAGCAGAUGAUGCUGGACUCUCGUGCGAGGGAGCUGACCCAGCACGAGCUGCCCGAGAUCCUCUCCAUGCUGCCCUGCCUGGAUGGAUACAGAGUGCUGGAACUGGGAGCUGGCAUUGGUCGUUACACCAGCCACCUGCUGGCCAGAGCCGGCCAUGUGACUGCUGUCGACUUCAUGGACAGCUUUGUGGAGAGGAACAGGCAGGACAAUGGUCACCAUAGCAACGCUACCUUCAUCCAAGCUGAUGUCACAAAGCUGGACGUCCCCCAAAACAGCAUUGACUUCAUCUUCUCCAACUGGCUGCUGAUGUACCUGAGUGACGAGGAGCUGAAGUCCUUCAUGGAGAAGAUGCUGGGCUGGCUGCGGCCCGGUGGCUUUCUCUUCUUCAGGGAGUCCUGCAACCACCGGUCAGGUGACUCCAAGAGGGACUUCAACCCCACCUGCUACCGCUCUGACGCACAAUACAGCCACAUGGUAUCAUCAGUACAAGUGGAGGGGCCAGAGGGGGGCCAGAAGUUUGGUUUUGAGAUGGUGUUGAAAAAGAAAGUUAAGACCUAUAUUGAGAUGAAAAACAAUCGAAAUCAGAUCUGCUGGCUGCUGGAGAAGGUUCCCCACUCCUCGAAUUCCCAGAAUUCAUUUAACACCUUCCAGCAGUUCCUGGACAACCAGCAGUACACCCGCCGUGGGAUCCUACGCUAUGAGAAGAUGUUUGGGGCUGGUUACAUCAGCACAGGCGGGCCCAGCACCACCAAGGAGUUUGUGGACCUGCUGAACCUGAAGCCCGGACAGAAGGUUCUAGAUGUUGGCUGUGGCAUUGGUGGAGGAGACUUCUACAUGGCUAAGACCUUUGGAGUGGAAGUGCUUGGCCUGGACCUGUCAGACAACAUGGUGGAUAUUGCUAUGGAGCGGGCGAUCACUGAGAAGCUGCCAUUAGUCCAGUUUGAGGUGGCUGAUGCCACUAAGAGGACGUUCCCAGAAGGUUCCUUUGAUGUGAUC
Molecule: messenger RNA, 1041 nt
Organism: Micropterus dolomieu (smallmouth bass)
Lineage: Eukaryota; Metazoa; Chordata; Actinopteri; Centrarchiformes; Centrarchidae
Product: phosphomethylethanolamine N-methyltransferase-like
Exons: 8
Source: RefSeq, a predicted model, not a curated record